GAGUAAGCAGCCAGUGUGCUGUAAGAGGUAACCUGGCGAGUGGCAGCGGCGCUUCUCCCGUGCGGUGGCUCACGCUUUGGUACUGGAGGCCGAGACUGUUCUGGCGACGGCGACCUCUGUGGCGACGGCUGAGGCUCUCGGAGGAGUGGCGGAGUACGAUCUGGAGGAAGAGCUUCUGGUCAGCCCAGGUUCUAUCAUAAUGAAUGGAUCCAGUGUAACAAACACAUCACCUAAUGUAAAAUCCAAAGAGGAUCAGGGAUUAAAUGGGCAUGAUGAGAAGGAAAACCCAUUUGCAGAGUACAUGUGGAUGGAGAAUGAAGAAGAUUUCAACAGACAGGUGGAGGAGGAACUGCAGGAGCAAGACUUCUUGGACCGCUGCUUCCAGGAGAUGCUGGAUGAAGAAGACCAAGACUGGUUCAUUCCCUCACGGGACCUGCCUCAGGCCAUGGGACAGUUGCAGCAGCAGUUAAGUGGACUGUCCAUCAGCGAUGGUCAUGAUUCUGAAGAUAUUUUGAGCAAAAGUAAUCUGAACCCGGAUGCCAAGGAAUUUAUUCCAGGAGUGAAGUACUGAGCUGACAGAAAGCUUUGAGGAGAACUUGUAUGUCCCCGCACCUGGGGACAGUGCUGCACAAAGAGGUGGAGCUGAAGAAGGGGGUGGGGCGGGCAAGGGGUGCACAGUGGGGAAGGGGGAUAGUGGUUUAACUUGACACUGUGACUGGAGUAACUAAUGUGCUCAGUCUUACUCUACAAGCCUCUGAGUCUCUGAGUAUUUCUCUUUUGUUCUACUGACUUUGGUUUGGAGCAGUUUCCUAUUAUUAUUGUUGUUAUUAUUAUUAUUAGCUUUUUGAGUUAAGGAAAUUACAGUCUUUUUCCCCUUCAUCAGGAAUGUUCUGCUGUGUGUGCUUAAACAAAAUAAGCUGACCAAGAAAAUCUGGGUGUUUAAGAAUGCCCUUCUCACCCUACUGUACACUUACCAAGGGCAAUGAACACUUGGAGAACUACUUACUGAGUCUGUUAAGCUGGAUGAGAAGAGGGACAAGUGGAAGAAGGAGGUGUUGCAAAUCAGGGUUCGCAGCCCCGCUCCCCUGACCCCCAGGGCUUUCCUGUGAUGAAGCAGAUUACCAUGGCCUGCCAAGCCCACAUCUCCUUGCCUGGAACCCCAUUCAAGAAAACACAGACUUAAGUACUGGUUUAUGGUAACUCUUCUGAUGGUUAAUGAAGGUUGUAAACCGGCAGGGGUGGGUUGUGGCAGUGAUUGUCAUUUGGGUCACUCAGUCACUGCUGGCCUGUUCUUAAGCCUCUGCUUAUAGCCACCAUCAAACUCAUUAUUCAUUAUUUAUGAGGUAAAAGAGCUCUAGGGUGGGUUUGUCACUUUGUCCCUCAUGGCAUCUAGUCCCCUAUCUCCCUUCCACCCUUACCCUCCUCUGUUUUUAAGAAAAGAUAUUGUGGGGCGCCUGGGUGGCACAGCGGUUAAGCGUCUGCCUUCGGCUCAGGGCGUGAUCCCGGCGUUCUGGGAUUGAGCCCCACAUCAGGCUCCUCUGCUGGAAGCCUGCUUCCUCUCCCACUCCCCCUGCUUGUGUUCCCUCUCUCGCUGGCUGUCUCUAUCUCUGUCAAAUAAAUAAAUAAAAUCUUUAAAAAAAAUAAUAAAAGAUAUUGUUACCAAAGGGGAAGGCGAGGCAUGCUGUGCUGGGCAUCAGCUCCAGUCUGGACUAGUCCAGCUUGAAUCCUGUUGAUUGUAUCUUAAGAGUAUUUUGACAACUUUUUGCCAGCCCCAUGAAGACUUGAUCUUCCUGGUAUCUUCCCUUAGUAAAUUAUUCCCAAUAAUUUUCCCCACGUAAAUGUAUUUUUCAGGACACCAGCAAGAAGCUCAGUUCACAAUUUGGAUGCUUCUCCCCACCUUACAGAAUUAUGCAGAAGAACUCAAAAAAAGCCUGGGAGAGUGAGUCCUGCUUAACCCAUGUGACCAUGUGACCCACUGGGACAGUUUCAGCAAUUAUAAAAUUUUGUUGUUCCCACAUACCCAGCUUUACAGGUCUUCUAGGUUGGGGUCUUUGGGUAUAUUCCUUUUGUUUUUCCUGACUAUAAAUCACAGAGUUUUUUUUUGUUGAUACUCAUAAGGGAUUAAACCGGGCACCAGAAGCUGCCUUUGUGUGAUAAAGAUGUAGGUGGCAGAAUCGGGUCUAAAGGAGAACGUGUGUAGUCUUGGCCGUUCACCUAGGAUGAGGACUUGCAGAGGCCUGGGGGAGGGGACAGCGGCUUCUGUAUGACUGCUGCUGUGUUGUGUGACAGGCCUAUCAGGAAAAGGCCAUGUAAUGAAAUAAAGUCUGUGUAAAUUCAGCAUGUGGAUAUGGGACAGAGGUUGGAAGGAAAGGACCAGUGUCUAGAAAGCUUCGGAAUUUCUCCCUUUUCUUAGGUGCUCCCUUGUUGACUUUUUGAACAGCCACAGGCUAGUGUCAGAUUUAAAAUACGAACCCACAUCUUUUCCUCAUUUGAGUCUACAGAAUGGCAUCAUUUGAAGAAUGGCCUUCCCUGUUAGGCCACAUGUCAAAGGAGAGUAGCUUAAGGAGCUUCUAUCGCCAGGUGCGCACAUUAACUCCCAAAGCCUCUACCUCAAGAGAAUGGAACAUUUAACUCAUAUCCAGGGACGGCUAUGGAUAAAGAAACUUCUUUAUUGCAGCUUCAGCUUUCAGCUGGAGUCGUUGCCUCUAAUAGGGAGAGGGCCUUGGAAGAGCAGGAAUAGAGAGGUCUGUCCCAGGGCUCCGUUUCCUCCUUCAGUCUCCAUUAGCUUGUCCAAGCUCAGAGUCCUGAAGGCUGUGGGGAAUAUAUUGAGAUUGCAGAAAGAGCCAUUUUCUAGAGCAUGGGCGUCUCCGUCACAAAGAUACAAUGGAUUCUAGUGUGGCUCCCAGUCCAGAAAGUCCUAUAGGGAUCCGGCUGGAGCUGUUUCUUCAUCCUGAAGGUUGCUUUCCUGACCAGGAUAGGCUGAGAUGUUGGGUGCAGUGCAAGGCCUUGUCUGUCUGCUGUGGGGUUCCAUUUUGGAUGUCAGUCUUUAGCACGGUUUCACAAGGUAGAUUUGGUCACAAAUAAGAGAGCUUCCUGCCAGAUGAGCAGUGGAACCUGAGGGCUGGACUUCCCAGUCCCAUUCAGACACAAGAGUGAGCUGACUCCAGGAGCCAGAAGCAGCUAGCAGCAUGACACUUCUUGUGCUGCAAAGUUUCUUUCCAUAGCCCAGCUCUUUUCUCCAUCAGUUGUGUCUUGUGAGGCGGGAGCACAAUUGUCACCCAGAUCAUAGGCUCAGCUAGAGAGUUUGCCAGCUCCUUAUUAGAAAAUGCAUGGGGGUCUUGUUGGACCUUCACUGGGGAAAGGCUGUGGGUCCCUGUCUCCGACCUUUCCUCGUAGGAACCAAUCUGGGUGCAUGACCCUUUAAGGGUGAGGCAGGUACUUUAUAAGUGAUUAUUUUGACAUUGAAUUUAAACCACUACUGUGUUUAAACUUGUUCUGUUGGCAAUUGGAAGUUUGAGAAUUCGUAUAGAGAUAGAGUGUGCGUUUUCAAUGAGUGCCAGUUCUGGCUGGUCCCAGUGUAAGUUUAUUAGUGACUGAUUUCUGAGUUUUGUGAUUAUUGGAUUCUAAACUCCAAGAUGAAAAUUAUUUUAUCUCUAGCCCUUCAAGAGAAAAAAACAAGUCAAGAAAAUGCCUUUUCAGUUUCUCCAGGCCUUUGAACUGAAGUGGGAAACUUGACAGCUAUAGCGCAGGCCUGAGCACCUGCAGCUGUGUGUCUCUGGGCGUUUCUGACUGCAGCAGUUGACUUUUGGGGUCACAUAUGGUCAAGCCAAAACAGACUGUAAGGAAGAGGCUGGACUUUUGCAGCACCUUUAGUUUUCAAAAUCAAAACAGCUGGAGUCUCUUCAAGGUUAUAAUGCUAACUAUGGCUUAAAAAAUGCUUUUAGUGAAAUACGAAGCAGCAUUUUUUAAAAAUUUGUAUUGUCCUAGUGUCAGUUUUGUCUUGAUUUUGGAGAGGCUAGGGAGUAAGGAGGUCAUUACAAUACUCUAGCAAUUAUAUAUGUCAGAGAGGAAAGUUGUGUGAAGGAGCUACAAGAAACCACUUGACUGAAUCCCCCGCAGACCCCAUGUAGAAACCUCAGGUGCCCGGGAAUCGACCCUGCUGUGAUCGGAGAGGACUGGUGUUCUUUGAUAAGGGUCCCAGCAUCGUAGGUUAAUGGUGGUUCUUGGUUUAGGUGACGUUUAGGUAUGGGGAUGAGCAUACACCUCACAGAUUUGACCAAGAUUUGGGGAUGGCCACCUACUGGGGAAGACUGUGUAUCCCCAGCCACUCUCCCAGGGGAUAAUGCAAUAGUUUGGGAAAUGAGUGGAGAGAACAGGAGGAUUGACCCAGUUCUGGUGUGCAUCGGGAAACUCUAAGCUAUUUACUAGAAAAUAGUACAGUGUUUUCACUGGUAACGAGACACUAAGUGAUAAUCCUGCCCCAGUGAUUGAGCCUUCAGAAAUGUUUAAUGCUUGUUAUGUGGUUUGGGAAGCAGGGAUGAUUAUUUUUCUAACAACUUUAUUGAGGCAUAUUUUACAUACAAAAUUCACCCAUUCAAGUAUACAUUUUGGUUAUUUUAGUACAUGUCCUGAGUGGUGAGACUGCAACAUACUCAGUUUUAGACAUUUUCCAUCCCACCCCAUGAGAUCCUUUGUGUCCAUUUACAUGAUAGUCCCUGUUCCCAGCCCUGGGCAACCACUUAUCUUUCUGUCUCUACAAAUUUGCCUUUUCCGGGCAUCAUAUCAAUGGAACCCUGCAACUGGCUUUUUCCCUGAGCAUAUUUUUGAGUUUGAUCCAUGAGGUAUAACUUGUGUCGGUAGUUUGUUCUUCCAGACUGCUCAGUGGUAUUCCAUGGAUGGAUAUGCCACGUUUUGUCAGCAGGGAGUCUUGUAACCUUGGAUUUCAGCCUCCUGGGGGCUAAACAGAACCCACGGCGCGCAGGACCGUAGGCAGGCUGCUGCGCCUAGCUCAUGAACUGCUCAUCCCGACCAGCGUCGUCAUCAGGAGCUCCACACGACGAGCCUACACUGCUGCAGAAAUUUUUAUAGUUUUGCAACUUCUUUUUUAUAAGGAACUUUUGUGCUGUCUACACAUCAGGACCUUUGAAGCAUCUGAUCAUUGAACGAGUAUGUUUUGAGUGGACACAAAAGUGAGACCAUCUGUGCUUUGUUGGAUAUUUUAUCCUCCCGAACUGGAUGGAGGGGAAUCUCUGAACUUUCCCAAUACAGUAUUGUCUCCAUUACAAAGUUGAACACGUAUUCAAGACUGUGCUGCCUUCGUUGGAUGGGUUUGGAGAGCAGGACGCCAGCAGAGCGGGAGGGGAGGAGAGAGGGAGCGGAGCGUGGAGCGAGAAGCCUGCGAGGGUCUGCGCGUGGCUUCCCUGUCAUGGUGUGGAUGGCAGAGUGCUGAUGUGCCCGGGGCAGCUUAGCACCUCCAGCGGGCCUCCGUCUUGACUUUCGGCUUUGAGCCCUGUUUCACAAGUGUUUAAAAGCUGUUUCCGUUCCUUUUUUCUCCUCUAAACACACAUUAUGUGGUAAUUAUUAAUAUGUCUUUGGGGGAGGGGCAGGGCUUUAAAAUCGAAGAAAAUGAUUUUCAUAAAAAUAUCAAAAAUGGGGGGAAAGUUACUUUUUAAAAAUUUUGCUAUACAAACCAAAUGGCAGCUGUGGAAAAAUCUCAAUAAAAUGAGAAUAAAAUGCA
Ailuropoda melanoleuca (giant panda) is the source of this 5737-nucleotide messenger RNA. RefSeq names its product poly(A) binding protein interacting protein 2B (gene PAIP2B). Gene Ontology annotation, cellular component: cytoplasm. Bases 200 to 571 code for a protein of 123 amino acids. Gene Ontology annotation, biological process: negative regulation of translational initiation. Gene Ontology annotation, molecular function: mRNA regulatory element binding translation repressor activity. The transcript is spliced from 4 exons. The record is from RefSeq and is a predicted model, not a curated record. Lineage: Eukaryota; Metazoa; Chordata; Mammalia; Carnivora; Ursidae.